Molecule: messenger RNA, 586 nt
Organism: Aspergillus ruber CBS 135680
Lineage: Eukaryota; Fungi; Ascomycota; Eurotiomycetes; Eurotiales; Aspergillaceae
Product: acetyl-CoA synthetase-like protein
Exons: 3
Biological process (GO): protein phosphorylation; cell surface receptor protein tyrosine kinase signaling pathway
Cellular component (GO): membrane
Molecular function (GO): transmembrane receptor protein tyrosine kinase activity; ATP binding
Source: RefSeq, a predicted model, not a curated record
AUGGCCCGUGACUCGUCAAGUCACGCGGUGAUUACAGAGUUUCCGGUUCGGGUGAUCAAGCCUGAUCGGGGGAGUGAGCUGAUUGACAUUGCCAAGGGUGCGAUGGAGAUCGGGGAGAUUACUCCGCAGAGAAAUCUGUAUGCUAAGGAAUACUACAGGGAUCCAGGAGCGACAGAAAAGCUCUUUGCCGGAGGAUGGAUACAUAUGGGUGAUUUGGCAGGGUGGCAUCCGGAUGGGGCUAUUCAGAUCUUGAACCGCGCAAAGGACACUGUCAACAGUGAUGGAGAGAUUAUCUCGUCAGUGGCCGUGGAGAGUAUUCUCAUAAAGCAUCUGAGCAUCAUCGAAGCCGCUGUGAUUGGAGUUCCGGACAAGGGAUGGGGAGGAACCCCGAUGGUAUUCAUUACGACGACGCCUGGGUCAAUAGUAAUGGACCUAGAUGUGAUUACCUGGACCCGUGAGAGCUCUGAUAUAGGUCGAUUCAGGGUUCCCCAGGAGGUUCAUAUUGUCCAGGAGCUACCCAAAACCAGCACCGGAAAGAUGCAGGAAAAGGUUCUUCGGGAGCAGGAGGAGAAGAGACGAAAGCGAG